Messenger RNA from Lethenteron reissneri (Far Eastern brook lamprey), 4531 nucleotides. RefSeq names its product peregrin-like. Lineage: Eukaryota; Metazoa; Chordata; Hyperoartia; Petromyzontiformes; Petromyzontidae. The record is from RefSeq and is a predicted model, not a curated record. Gene Ontology annotation, molecular function: protein binding. Gene Ontology annotation, biological process: regulation of transcription by RNA polymerase II.
AUGUGUCCCGCGGUGCUGACUGCUGCCACGACGCUGACCUACGCGCAGGCUCAGCGCCUCGUCGAGGUGGACAUCGACGGGCGCCUGCACCGCAUCAACAUCUUCGACCCGCUCGAGAUCAUCUCCGAGGACGACCUGACGGCGCAGGAGCUGUCCGAGUGCAACAGCAACAAGGAGAACACCGAGCAGCACCAGCAGCAGCAGCAGGCCCCGCCACCCACCCCGGCCAAGCCGAGCCGCCACAAGGACAAGCAGCGCAAGGACGGAGCCGGCGCCCAGCAUGGCCACGGCGGCGGCGGAGGCGGUGGAGGCGGCGGCGGUCCCACGGGUGGAGGAGGAGGAGGAGGCGGUGGUGGUGGAGGCGGCGGCCCGUCGGGCAAGCUGCCCGAGGCGUCGUUCCGCCUGCUGGACCACGAGACGCCGGAUGCGCCGCCGCGCACGCCCGCCUACUACCGCUACAUCGAGAAGUCGGCGGACGAGCUGGACGAGGAGGUGGAGUACGACAUGGACGAGGAGGACUACGCGUGGCUGGACAUGAUGAACGAUAAGCGCAAGGCGGGCGGCGCGAGCGCCGUGUCGCAGGAGGCCUUCGAGCUGCUCAUGGACCGCUUCGAGAAGGAGUCGUACUUCGAGAGCCGCAACAAGGGCGGGCCGCACGCCCUCAUCGACGAGGACGCCGUCUGCUGCAUCUGCAACGACGGCGAGUGCCAGAACAGCAACGUGAUCCUCUUCUGCGACAUGUGCAACCUGGCGGUGCACCAGGAGUGCUACGGGGUGCCCUACAUCCCCGAGGGCCAGUGGCUGUGCCGCCGCUGCCUGCAGUCGCCCUCGCGGGCCGUGGACUGCGCGCUGUGCCCCAACAAGGGCGGCGCCUUCAAGCAGACGGACGAUGGGCGCUGGGCGCACGUGGUGUGCGCACUGUGGAUCCCCGAGGUGUGCUUCGCCAACACCGUCUUCCUGGAGCCCAUCGACAGCAUCGACAACAUCCCGCCGGCGCGCUGGAAGCUCACGUGCUACAUCUGCAAGCAGCGCGGUUCUGGCGCCUGCAUCCAGUGCCACAAGGCCAACUGCUACACGGCCUUCCACGUGACGUGCGCCCAGCAGGCGGGACUCUACAUGAAGAUGGAGCCCGUGCGCGAGACGGGCAACGCCGCAUCCUCCUCCUCGUCCGCCUCGGCGGCGGCGGCGGCUUCGGCGGGGGCCGCGGGGGGUUCGAGCUCGUCGGCUGCCGCGGCGGCCGCGGCUGCGGCGGCAGCAGCAGCGGCCGCCUCCGGCGUGGCGGGUUCGUCGUCGUCGUCGGCGGCCGCGUCGUUCAGCGUGCGCAAGACCGCCUACUGCGACGUGCACACGCCGCCGGGCUCGGUGCGCCGGCCGCUGUUGCUGUCGAGCGAGCCCGAGGAGGAGGAGGAGGAGGAAGAGGAGGAGGAGGAGAAGAAGGGCGCCUCGGCGGCGAGCAGCGAGAAGGCCAAGAAGGCGAAAGCCAAGUCGCGGCAGAAGAUGAAGAAGGCGCGCAAGAUCCUGGCCGAGAAGCGCGCCGCCGUGCCCGUGGUGUCGGUGCCCUGCAUCCCCCCGCAGAGGCUGAAGAAGAUAGUGAGCCGGGUAACGAUGCAGAGGAAGAAGGAGUUCAUGACGAGGUUGCAGAGCUACUGGACGCUGAAGAGGCAGUCGAGGAACGGCGUGCCCCUGCUGAGGAGGCUGCAGUCGCACUUGCAGUCCCAGCGGAGCGCCGAGCAGCGGGAGAACGACGAGAAGAACAGCGCCCUGAAGGAGCAGCUCAAGUACUGGCAGAGGCUGCGGCAAGACCUGGAGCGCGCGCGUCUGCUCAUCGAGCUCAUCCGCAAGCGAGAGAAACUCAAGCGGGAACAGAUCAAGGUGCAGCAGGCGGUGCUGGAGAUGCAGCUGACGCCCUUCCUGGUCCUGCUGCGGAGGUCACUUGAACAGCUGCAGGAGAGGGACACCAACAACAUCUUUGCUGAGCCCGUGUCCAUAGAGGAGGUCCCGGAUUACCUGGACUACAUCAAGAAGCCCAUGGACUUCUCGGGCAUGCGGGCGCGCAUGGAGGCGCACGGCUACUGCACGCUGGACGAUUUUGAGAACGACUUCGACCUGAUCGUGGCAAACUGCAUGCAGUACAACAGCAAGGACACCAUCUUCUACAAGGCGGCCGUGCGGCUACGCGACCAGGGCGGUGCCAUCCUGCGGCAGGCCCGGCGGCAGGCCGAGAAGAUUGGCUUCGACUACGCCACUGGCAUGCACCUGCCCACGGCACCGCUGUUCAUCGAGCCGCCCGUGCUCAAGUGGGAGGAAGUGGACAACCUGCUGCUGGCGGAGAACCGGGUGCACAUGUCGCUGGAGGAGCAGCUGCGGGAGCUGCUCGAAAAGCUGGACUUGACGACGAGCAUGCGCCUGGGCGGUGCGCGCUCGCGCCGCGCCAAACUCCUGCGCAAGGAGAUAAACGUGGUGCGGCGAAAGAUGUCGAUACACCACGAGGGCACAAGGCGGGGCAGCAGCGGUAGCAGCGGUGGGGCCCAGCAAAGGAGCAACGGGGAGCUGUGUAGCCUGGUGACGAGGACACGCGCAAACGGCGUUGGCGAGGAGGCGGCCAGCACCGCUGUCGCCACCACGCCGCCGGCCAUUGGCGCUGACAGCAACAAAGACUCGGCGACUUCGCAGUCCUCGCCCGUGUCGGACGUCGGCCGGCGCACUUCAGUGCUCUUCACUCGCAAGUGCCGAGGGGGCACGCGGCGAGGCCCCGGCCGCGCAAGCCGGCACGCGGACCCCGACACGUGCGCAGACGGCGCCGAGGGCGGGCAGGGAGCGGGGGACGCUGCCGCCAACGCCGCCUCCAAUGACGUUUCCCCCGCCGCCAACUCCAGGAAGCGCGCGCGCAGCUCCAGCGCAUGCUCGGACACGGAUGCCGGCGCCACGAGCACACACAUGCACAAUGGGCUGAGCAAUGGCUAUGAGAACGGCUCGGAUGGCGAGGAGCCGCGCUCUAAUCACAGUGAGAUGCAUCGUCUCUCCUGCGGCUCCGACUCCGACUCUGGCUCAAGCUUCAACAGCAGCGACCACAGCAGCGGCUCCGAGAAAAAGAACGGACAAGGAAAGCGGGGACACGGUCCGGACGAUGGCACGAUAGAAAACGGAGACCUGCCCGCGUUCUCGGACCCAGAGGCGCAGUGUGGACGGGGCAAGAAAGGGCUGGGGAAAUCCACAGCUAACCUGAAGGGACCCAACCGGCCGAACAUCUGGUUCUCCGAAGACGUUGAUACGCCAAUGGAACCGCUCGACCUGGUUUGGGCAAAGUGUCGGGGCUACCCAUCCUACCCCGCACUGAUAAUUGACCCGAAGAUCCCUCGGGAAGGCUUCUACCACAACAGUGUGCCGAUCCCGCUGCCGCCGAUGGACGUGCUGACGCUGGGCGAGGCGAUGGCGGCUGAGGCUGGGGAGAGUCUCUUCCUGGUGCUGUUUUUUGACAACAAGCGCACCUGGCAGUGGCUCCCACGCUCCAAGCUGAUGCCGCUGGGCAUCGAGGAGAGCCUGGACAAGCUGAAGAUGAUGGAGGGCCGCAAGUCCAACAUCCGCAAGUCCGUGCAGAUCGCCUACGACCGUGCCAUGACCCACCGGAGCCGAGUGCAGGGAGAGAACAGUGACUCGAGCGACGUAGAGUGAGCGAGCGCCUUCCUGCGCUCCCCGACCCUGCGUAUUUCCCCGCCUUACCUCAAUCACUGAUGAAAGUGAGCUCUGGCCGCGGCGCCACAGACUUCUGCCCCAGUAGUCGGGGAGGCUGCUCGGUGUGUGGUGGCCUGACUGUGCCGGGGCCCACACCGCUCCCUGGGUCCCACGCGGCAGCAUCUCCCGACUACUGCCGCCACCGUCUGCCCGCCUCGCCUGAUUUUAAUGGACUUCAGCCAGUGAAGCCUGCGGGAGCACAGAUGUGUUGUGCCGUCACGGCAACGCCACUUGUACUUGUUGCUGUACAAAGGUGUUUUAAAUUCCCGCUUUUACGCGCUCUUUGUUUUCCAAGUGGCGACGCUGUAAAGAUGCCUUCUUAUGGAUGGACUUUGGUUUUACAGAGUGUGUAUAUUAUUCCUCACAGCCCUCUUAAACAGAAGGCGGCGCCCGCGUUAUAUCUGUGGUAUCCGAACUAUUCACUUGAACUCUCUGUUUUUUGACACAUUGUCUAAUGAAAAGUGAUGUGACUUUUGUUAAAUGUGCAUGAUCUGGUAAACUGUAUUUUUAUACCUGCAUUAUUUUUUACUGUCACCAUCUGGCUGUACUCUGUUCUGGUCUUUUAUUUUGUGAAGUACUGGGGACCUAAAGUAGAAAUGUUAAAUGUACUGUUCUGGCAGUCUGUACUUUAUAUUUAUUGUAGAAACGAGUGCUUUGAUUGAUAGUAAUUUUUAUAAGGUGCUUGACUAGUUGGAAAGUGGUUUAUGGAAAUAUCUCUAUAUUUGUUUCAUGUUUUAUUUCAUCACAGUGCAGACUGUCAGUUUUGUUUCAAACCAAUAAAUGUGAUGAAAUCGUUUAA